UGAUAGGAGGUAGAUCCUUUCCUCGCUCAGGGCUAGGGUUCUGCCUGGCAGCUCACCGGCUGGCUGCCCCCAGAGGUCACUAAUCUCUCCCUGGGCUAUCCCAGUGGCAGCUUGCCAGGGCCCACGAGUCUAUCAGGUGACUUUGGGGCACAGGGUGGGAUAUUGUCCCAUGUCCCUGUGAUGGCACCGAGGCAAGAUCACGGGAGCCAGGUGCACUGACCUCCUUCCCAAGGGCACCUGCUGGGUCUGAGCAACUUUGUCAGGAGAUCUCAAUGGAUGUUUAUUUCUUGUCAUGGGGUUUCAAUGGGUGUUUAUUUCUAAUGCAAAUAUGACAUUGCAGUUCAGUCACCCUGUGGGAGUUUUGUGCUUUGUGGGGACAAAUAUGCUUGGGCUGUGAUACAACUCCCCUUGACUUCACCAGGCCGCUGGAUGACUAAAGUUAUUUAUAACUUGGCAGCACAGAUAUUUGAUCCCCUGGUACCAAAAAUCCAGUCUGGGGAACAAUACUUCCCCGGUAUACAUUCACUCGGUACCCUGGAAUUGUUAUGGGUGACUUGUCAAUAAAUAAUUUGUAAUUUGAAACUGGGUAAGGGGCAGACCGGAUGCUUUCAAAGUACCUUUCAUAACUUUAAAACAUAUCUUUUCCAAUCCCCAACCUCCAAAGUUUCAUCUGUCCUCAAGGAAGGCUGAAAUGGAAAUUUCCUUUCUUGCCAAAAGAUGCCAUUUUCCAUUGUUCACAUACUAUAUUUGGUUGUAAGAUUGUUCAUGAGCUGUCUGUGCAAACUGCAGGAUGGCAAGUAUCAGGGGGUAGCCGUGUUAGUCUGUAUCUACAAAAACAACAAGGAGUCUGGUGGCACCUUAAAGACUAACAAAUUUAUUUGGGCAUAAGCUUUUGUGGGUAACAACCUCACUUCUUCAGAUGCAGGAUGGCCGUUUGACCCAUGCAGUGAGUGAUAAGUUUAGAAAUUCACUCUGUGCACUACACCCAAAAGAGGCACUGGGAUGAUUGCUGUUGGGAAACACUGCACUAGCCUGGGCAGGGCAUCAGACUAGUUUAAGAAGUUGCAGGGUGGAGGACGGGAUGAAUGGAAAGCUGCAUAAUGUUGGAUGAGUGGAGAUAAAGUUGCAUGACGCCUUACUCAUCUGCUCCCAAGGCAGCACUGAAUGCAUCUUUGAUUGUGGUGGUAGUUCAUAUGUAGAGGGCUACAGACUCAGGCAGCAGCCUACUCUUUACUUGGCUCCACCACAAGAGGGCAUGAUGCCCACCUCCAUGGAUCUACAAAUCAACCUUCAAUCCCAAGGAUUAUACAGCCUUCUGGUGAAAAGGGAAAGGCGGGAAGCAAGCAGGGAAUAGGGAGCGAGAAAAGGGGAAAGAAGGUGAGGAGGAAAAAAGAUGGAAAAGAGCCAGAAUGAGUGAAUGGGCAGAGGAAAAUGGAGAGGUUGUAGUUGUGCCAGGAUAUGAUAUGGGUAAAGCAGUGUGAACGGGCACCGAAUCCAUCAAAGGGGGAUGGGGACCGUCACCAGAAAAAGUGCUGGUGUCUCCUGUGACCGCCGUUCUAGCAACACUUCGUGAUGAUGCACCUGCUACAGCUGAGCAGCAGUGGAGAAAAUGUUCUGAAGAAUAAAUUGGACGGUGCCAGUUGGAAUUAAAUUGUCUGAAAAAACCUCUGUUCACCCUAAGGCCUAUUUGACACCGAGAGAGCUUCCACAACGGCCUAAUUCUGCAAGUGAUGGGCUCGGAGAACAGUGCUUUAAAGAGCUACACACUGGAAGAGCCGCCGUAUACCUUACCAACUGGACUCACAAUUUACCCAGCUGUACUGCAAGAUGGCAAGCUUGCCUCGGUCUUUGUGUAUAAAACAGAGAAUGAAGACACAGUUAAUAAAGCUGCCAAGCACCUGAAAACCUUGCGCCACCCUUGCCUUUUGCGCUUCCUCUCUUGUACCGUGGAAACAGAUGGGAUUCACCUGGUUACAGAGCGUGUAAAGCCUUUGGAGAUGGCGCUGGAGAUGCUGUCCUCAGAUGAGAUCUGUGCAGGGAUCUAUGACUUAUUGCUAGCUCUUAUCUUCCUUCAUGACAGGGGAAACCUAACGCAUAACAACAUUUGUUUAUCAUCUGUAUUUGUAAGUGAGGAUGGGCACUGGAAACUAGGAGGAAUGGAAACAGUCUGCAACCUUAAUGAAGCCACCCCAGAGUUCCUGUGUGGUAUCAAGUCAGUGAGAGACAAGGCAGCCAUCCCUCCUGAAGAGAGGUCUGCAGAUUUCAAAAUUCUUCCUGAGAGCCACGGACAUGCCCGGGAUGCCUAUUCAUUUGGAACAAUGGUUGAAAAUCUGCUGACAUUCUUAAAUGAUCAGGUUUCAGCGGAUAUUCUCUCCAGUUUUCAACAGACCUUGCACUGUACGCUGCUGAAUCCAGAUCCGAAGUGUCGUCCACCACUGUCCAGCUUACUGUCUCAUGAGUUCUUCAGAAAUGAUUUUCUAGAAGUUGUGAACUUUCUGAAAAGUUUAACCUUAAAGACUGAGGAGGAGAAAACUGAAUUUUUCAAAUUCCUGAUGGAUAGAGUGGCCUGUUUGUCAGAGAAGCUGAUAGCUUCACGGCUGGUGCCUCUCUUACUCAAUCAGCUUGUGUUUGCUGAGCCAGUAGCUGUCAAGAGUUUCCUUCCACAUCUGCUAGGUCCAAAGAAAGAUAAAACUGGAGAAAGUGAGACCACCUGCCUGCUGUCACCAGCCCUCUUCCAGACGCACGUCACUCCUGUGUUGCUGAAGCUGUUUGAGGUCCACGAAGAGCAUGUGCGAGUGGUGCUGCUGUCUCAUAUUGACGCCUACGCAGAACUGUUCACGCAGGAAGAGUUGAAAAACAUCAUAUUGCCACAGGUGCUACUGGGCCUUCGAGAUACCAGUGACUCUAUUGUUGCAAUAACGCUGCAUGGCUUAGCGGUUCUGGUCUCUCUGCUUGGACCUGAAGUGGUUGUGGGGGGUGGAAGAACUAAGAUUUUCAAAUGCUCCGCACCGAGUUUCACUAAAACUACGGAUCUUUCGCCAGCAGACUCCCCAACUCACAUUAGCAACCAGAGAAGUCAGCUCUCCCAGCCCCUGCAGAACAACUCUUCCAGUGUGUUCCCCAAGUGCCCCAUCGCUGGAAACGUGUCCCUCAGCAGCGAGAAACAUGUGCCAAGAAAAGACUCUCAGGUGGCCUUAAAGACAGUUGAACAAGACCCUCAGCUAUCCCUGAAUGGAGAUCCUGCUGCGAUGAAUACUGUGGGAAGCAGCAGGAGCCCUUUGAAUACUUCUGAAAAGCCAACAGAGGAAUGGCCAGACUGGAGCGAGUCCGAAGAGCCCGAGACUCAGAAAAUUGUGAACGUACAGCUCCGGCCUAUGGAGCCACAUGGCAGCACUGGGCCCUAUGUUGUUGAUCAUAAUGUGGACAAGGAACCCUUGGACAACUUUGAGCCCAGCAGCCCUGCUCCUAAACUGUUCUCAGGAAACAGCCUCAAUGCUACGAGAGCUGAUGGAGUCCAAGUGCAGAGGCCACUCCCUGGUGCCCUUCAGCCGAGCAAAGAAUCCAAAAGCUUCAAACCCAGUCCUCCCCCAAUGUCCAGCCCUGUGAAUUGCUGGAGCAAUGACAGCUGGGACCACCCAGACCAGCUGAGAGAAACAGCAUUCCUGGAAAGGUCUCCCAAGUCUCCAUGGGAGUCUGGCUUAGGAGAAGAGUUCACAAUCCAAGUGAAGAGGAAACCAGGGCGAGAUCCUGAGUUGGACUGGUUUGCUGACAUGACCCCAGAUAUUAAACCAUCUGCAGCUUUCCUGAUUUUACCAGAAGUGAGGACAGACUCGGUUGUUCUUAGUCACUUAAGUGCAGUUUCCAGUGGAGAGGAUACCUCCCAGAUAGUGCAAUUUUCAUCCAAAUUUGCAGCAGCUGAAGUCAAUGAGCUCUUCAGCAAGGCUUCAACCAGCAAACGUAUGGCACGAGGCUGGGAGAACAGCUCAGUCUAAUGUGGGCUACAACAACUAUGCUGGAGCAUCAUUUCGUGUCUGACAUUCGCAGUAGCAGUUGCUUUGCUGCCUCUCCCCUAUGCAAUACAGUGAGCAAAAACUCCUGUGCUGUCCCCUCUGAAGUGCUGCUGUCCAGUGGAAAGCUGGCACAUCAAAGGAGGCAAGGGUUGUUAACAGCAGAGACAACUCUUCACCUUUUAAUGGUCAUGAGUUCAGUGCAUUUACUAGGAAGUACAAAAUACUCUUUCAUUAGUUUUUUCUCAAUGCACUCUGCUAGUCACUUAUUUUCACUGAGGUGCCCAUUAACUGGUACACACACAAAAAUGACACACAGAGCAAAGGGGCUUGAGAAUCCGGCCUUUUGCCUCUGAACAGGGGAGCUGCAAUCUGUCAUCUCACUAAUGGAUGCCUCUUCACCUUACCCGAAGCACCAGCCAAUUUAGUCACCUUGUACUCAGGAAGGGAAUAGCAGGGAAUGUUAAAUCAGAGUUGAGGCGCACUGGGAAAGUCUGUGGUGGAAACUUACACAGCAUUUGCCAUCACUGUUCCUCAUUCUAGCCAACUUUAGCAAGCAUGAAAAGGCUCGAGAAAACAAAUAUUCAGAUUCCAGUUACAGAGCAGUCUUGUGUCACUUUACUGUGGGCAAGAGCCCCUCUUCUAUCAAGCAAGACAACAGUAAAAUAAUUCAAUAAGAUACCUUGGCCAGAAAGCAAACAACUUUGUUUUUAGUUUCUUCAGAAUUAAGGCACUGAGGAACUACAUCUUCAUGCUUUGUUGUCUGUCAAAGGUUUUGAGCAAGAAAAAGUUGGUUAGUAUAUUAACGUUCAAUGCAGCCAUAAUAAAAAUGA
This is a messenger RNA of Chrysemys picta bellii (western painted turtle), 4840 nucleotides long. RefSeq names its product SCY1 like pseudokinase 3 (gene SCYL3). Gene Ontology annotation, biological process: protein phosphorylation. The record is from RefSeq and is a predicted model, not a curated record. NCBI's taxonomy places the organism in Eukaryota, Metazoa, Chordata, Testudines, Emydidae. Gene Ontology annotation, molecular function: ATP binding; protein kinase activity.